Diceros bicornis minor is the source of this 1557-nucleotide messenger RNA. It is a transcript of the gene UBE2N, whose product is annotated as ubiquitin conjugating enzyme E2 N. The transcript has 4 exons. The coding region runs from base 404 to 862 and encodes 152 amino acids. Lineage: Eukaryota; Metazoa; Chordata; Mammalia; Perissodactyla; Rhinocerotidae. The record is from RefSeq and is a predicted model, not a curated record.
AUGGGCUACGUCGGCGGCCGGGCCUCUGUUACGUCGCCCACCGGCGCGGGCGUGGCCGUGGAUAAGAAGUCUGAGGGGCGCCGGCAGCCCAGUCCCACCAUCGCGCGGCCCGCUCGGCCAAGACCGGCGGAGCCCCGCGCCACCUCCCCCAAGUCCCUGCCCCGCCGCGGCGCGUCACUUCCGCCCCCUCGGGCCGGGGCUGGGGCGGGGAGCGCGGGGGAGGGGGCCAGGUCCGAGGGAAGCCCGCCCGAGCCGGGACUACAUUUCCCGAGGGGCCUGGGCGGCGGCGGCGGCGGCGGCGGGCGCGGCAACGUCCCCCGGAAGUGGAGCCCGGGACUUCCACUCGUGCGUGAGGCGAGCGGAGCGGAGACAAGACCAGAGGCCGAACUCGGGAUCUGACAAGAUGGCCGGGCUGCCCCGCAGGAUCAUCAAGGAAACCCAGCGUUUGCUGGCAGAACCAGUUCCCGGCAUUAAGGCAGAACCAGAUGAGAGCAACGCCCGUUAUUUUCAUGUGGUCAUUGCUGGCCCCCAGGAUUCCCCCUUUGAGGGAGGGACUUUUAAACUUGAACUAUUCCUUCCAGAAGAGUACCCGAUGGCAGCCCCUAAAGUACGUUUCAUGACCAAAAUUUAUCAUCCUAAUGUAGACAAGUUGGGAAGAAUAUGUUUAGAUAUUUUGAAAGAUAAGUGGUCCCCAGCACUGCAGAUCCGCACAGUUCUGCUAUCGAUCCAGGCUUUGUUAAGUGCUCCCAAUCCAGAUGAUCCAUUAGCAAAUGAUGUAGCGGAGCAGUGGAAGACCAACGAAGCCCAAGCCAUAGAAACAGCUAGAGCAUGGACUAGGCUAUAUGCCAUGAAUAAUAUUUAAAUCAAUCUGAUCAUCAAGUGUGCAUCACUUCUCCUGUUCUGCCAAGACUUCUUCCUUUUUUGUUUGCAUUUAAUGGACACAGUCUGAGAAACAUUACAGAAUAAAAGCCCAGACAUCUUCAGUCCUUUGGUGAUUAAAUGCACAUUAGCAAAUCUAUGUCUUGUCCUGAUUCACUGUUGUAAAGCAUGAGCAGAGGCUAGAAGUAUCAUCUGGAUUGUUGCAAAACGUUUAAAAGCAGUGGCCCCUCUCUGCUUUUAUUCAUUUUCCCCAUCAUGGUUUAAGUAUAAAGCACUGUGAAUGAAGGUAGUCGUCAGGGUUAGCUGCAGGGGUGUGGGUGUUUUUCUUUAUUUUAUUAUUUUUUUUUGAGGGGGGAAGUAGUUUUAUUUUAAUUUAAUGGGCUUCUUUCCCCCUUUUUAUGGUGAUCUAAUUGCAUUGGUUAAAAGCAGCUAACCGGUUCUUUAGAAUAUGCUCUCUAGCCAAGUCUAACUUUAUUUAGACGCUGUAGAUGGACAAGCUUGAUUGUUUGAACCAAAAUGGGAACAUUAAACAAACAUCACAGCCCUCACUAAUAACAUUGUGACUUUGCUGUCAAGUGUAGAAUUCUCCCUUCAAGAAAAAGCUUGUGACCAUUUUGUAUGGCUUGUCUGGAAACUUCUGUAAAUCUUGUUUUAGUAAAAUAUUUUUUUGUUAUUCUA